This is a messenger RNA of Saccostrea echinata, 2014 nucleotides long. Its product is annotated as tubulin--tyrosine ligase-like protein 12. NCBI's taxonomy places the organism in Eukaryota, Metazoa, Mollusca, Bivalvia, Ostreida, Ostreidae. Gene Ontology annotation, biological process: protein modification process. Bases 31 to 1890 code for a protein of 619 amino acids. The record is from RefSeq and is a predicted model, not a curated record. The transcript is spliced from 14 exons.
CUGGCAAAUUCCAUUUCCGUCAACAAAACCAUGCCUCAUCUCACGAAAGAUGAAGAGGUUAAAGAAUCAGAGCAGCAGCCUAAUGAGUAUCAUCAGUUUGUAGAAUCUCAUGGAACUCAACUAAUUGCUUCCGGAGUUCCAGAUUACUAUUGGCCGAAACUAUUCGAAAAGCUGAGCAAAGAGACAUUUGAUGCAGGAGAAUACUUCAAAAUCCUAUGUGUACAAACUGAAGAUGGAAAUAAGUGGAAAGUGGUAACAAUCAAAUCAUUAGAGAGCAAACAUCCAAACAGUAUUUUCUUGGUGGAUCAUGCCUGGACAUACAGAGUCUCAGACUGCCGACCACAGCUGGAGCAGAUCCCUGGUUUGCUGGAAAGAAUGGCGGCUCUCAUGGACAUCCAAUCAGAAGAGAGGACAAAGGAAGAGGUCAUUGAAGACAUCCUGCAGCAAAUGUGGAAGUUUAACCAGACUUACAGUAUAGGAAAUGCUGAAUUUGGUUCGGAUGAGUCAAUGCCAAUAUGGUACAUAAUGGAUGAGUUUGGCUCACGAGUUCAGCACUCAGACUCACCAACAGUGAAGAUGUGUCCAUUUUAUUUUGCACCUCUUCAGAUCUCCUUCACACUUAUGUGGCCUCUAAAAGACCUUGAAGAGAAUGAGGAGGUAACCAGAGAUUACACACCAAAUGUACAGAACCCUGAAGCAAGGAAAGCCAGACUGAUUCCUUGGGUGUCCGCAGAUUUGACAGCAGUUGACUACUCUCAGAAAGAACCUGACAUUUCAUUUUUCCAGUCAUUUAUCAAAUUGGAAAGCAUGCCGGACCCUAAUCAUAAGUUUUCUGGACUCCCAAGAGACAGGAAUCCCAAAGUUUACCUGAAAUAUAUGAACUUCCACCAGUUUCUGACAGAUAAAAGAUUUGAUAUUGUGGAAACUAAAGAAGAGGCUGAUAUUAUAUUUAUCCAAAAACACUUCAAAGAAUAUGACAAAUACCCUGACAAGUGUGUGAAUCAGUUUCCGUUUGAGAGAGUAAUCACGGUGAAGGACCUGCUGGCCGUGGUCUGUCGUCGUGCCGGGGAUGGCAAGGAAGACCCAGACACACUGGAGAGGAAUCCAAAAUGGCUGCCGGUCACCUACAACCUGGAAACUGAAAUUACACAAUUUGUGUCUUACUUUCAACACAGAGAGAAAAAAGCUCUCAACAACCACUGGAUAUGCAAGCCAUGGAAUUUAGCCAGAGGUCUGGACAUGCACAUCACAGACAACCUGAUCUACAUCCUCAGACUGCCAGACAGUGGGCCAAAAAUCGCCUGUAAAUACGUGCACGAUCCUGUCCUGUUUAUGAGGGAGGACAUUGGCAACGUUAAAUUUGAUGUGCGCUAUAUUGUCCUCCUCUCAAGCGUGGCUCCUCUAAAGCUGUAUGUUUAUAGGGUGUUUUGGCUCAGGUUUGCUAACAGGCCUUUCUCAUUAGAUCACUUUGAUGAGUACGAGAAACAUUUUACUGUGAUGAAUUAUGUAGAAGAUGGACAGAAGCUAAAUCAGGUGAACUAUGAUGACUUUAUACCUAUGUUUGAAUCACAAUACCCUGCAUACAAAUGGGCUGAUGUUGAAGAGGACAUAUUCCAGAUGUUUAGGGAGGUAUUCCAGACAGCUACAGCUCUGCCCAGCCCUCAAGGAAUUACCCCUUGUCCUCAAUCCCGAGCCAUGUAUGCCAUCGAUUUACUGCUGGAGUGGAGGAAAAACUCUAAAGGGGAAAGAACCAUUCAGCCAGUGAUUUGUGAAGUAAAUUUUUGUCCGGACUGUGACCGAGCAUGUAAAUAUCACCCGAACUUUGUGAAUGACAUCUUCAGCACUCUGUUUAUGGAUGACAUUGAGGGGAGACCUGUCACAAAGCUAUAAUUUACAAAUAGUGAUGACUUGUAAAACUGAUCACAAUGUGAUUGAUAUGCAUAUAGUACCUAACUAGGUACAUAUGUACAGGUAUCUCUGUUUUUAAUAGAAAGAAUUAAAGAAGUUGACCUUA